Molecule: messenger RNA, 3885 nt
Organism: Fibroporia radiculosa
Lineage: Eukaryota; Fungi; Basidiomycota; Agaricomycetes; Polyporales; Fibroporiaceae
Exons: 18
Coding region: 1-3885 (1294 amino acids)
Biological process (GO): attachment of GPI anchor to protein; mRNA splice site recognition
Cellular component (GO): membrane; U1 snRNP; GPI-anchor transamidase complex
Molecular function (GO): protein binding; mRNA binding
Source: RefSeq, a predicted model, not a curated record
AUGAAUGCGAAGGGUGCUUCGUUGGAAAUCGUCAAGAAUGCCUACAAGCAGCUAGCCCUCAAAACACAUCCAGAUAAAAAUCCGGGAAAUGAGGACGCCACCGCCCAAUUUCAGCGCUUGAGCGAGGCAUACAAUGUUCUCGUCAAGCAUCUAGAUAGCUCGUCGGCACCCUUCCGAGGCCGUGGAUAUACACACUCAUCCGACUCUUAUGACGAGUAUGGUGACUACGACGAUUUUGAAGAUGAGUAUGAUGACUACGAAUCUGAAUCCGAAGACAUCCACUUUUACAUGUGGUUAUUUGAGCGGUUGAUGAGAGGGAAUACGAGUCGGUAUUCUCAUACACGUAGGGGCUCAGCGUUUCGCAUUUGCCUCUGGCUGAUCUUCGAGGCAGAGUAUCGCCGUCGUCGACCAUCGUUCCACGAAACUCCAGAAGAACAUCAAGCCCGCGUACGUCGAAUGUGUGAGGAGCAAGAACAGGCGGAGAGUCGCCGUAUACGCGAGGAACAGUUGCGUAAAGUGACAGCCGAAGAGGAACGCGAAAGAGGCGUGUUGCAUUGCUUUGUAACGAUGAUGUGUAUUGACAUCAUUUCACACUUAGAACGGAAGGAAGCAGAAUUACGACAGAAGACAAAGGCAAUGAACAAGAAAGCACAGGCCAUUGCGGCUCAGAAAUCGGCGGAACAAAAGGCACGCGCUCAGCAUCAACAUCUUCAAAUGUUGCGUUCUGAGGUGUUUGACGCUGCCCGGCGAGGGGAUGUUGAGAAGGUAAAGAAAGGUAUAUGGGAGGAUAAUGUCGAUGCAGCGGGUGGCGAGAUUAGGAAGGGGUCUGAGGCGUUCAUUGUCCGAUCAUUACAAGAUGAACAAGAGACAUUACUACACAUCGCGGCCAAGAACGGGGAUUUAUGUUUGGUCGAGUGGCUAGACUCACAUAGUGCCGAACCCGACGAACGAGAUUCCAAUGGCUUCACUGCCUUUCAUGUCGCCUUGAUGCAUGGACAUAUCCUCAUUAUGCGCCACUUUUUGUCAACAUAUCCUCCCGAGGAUAGUGACAAUGAGAAGGUAUAUAGCCGUCCGCCAACGAAGUCACUGCUACGUCUUGCGUUGGACUCCCACAAACUGGAAGCACUCUGGAUGGUUCUGUAUAAACAGCUCGCAAGUAGCGAGGAGAUAAUCGAUGAGUGGGUAUAUGUGAAUUCCGGAGAUGGAAGAGCAGCAAUUUUGGGAGAUGUCAACAGGGAAUGCGAAAAUGAAGGGAAGUUGGAGGAGAUUCAAGAUCUUUUUAUGAAGCAUUGCGGGCUCAAGCUUCCUGAAGUCAACCCUGCAUCUGCAGACAGGUUACCAGAUAACAAUUCCCCCCACCAAACCUCAUCCGCGCGUGAUUCUUCUGGUUUGCAGACACCGUUAUCCAGUGAUCAUAGUCAUACCGACGACAUUUUGAAGGGGACACUUGAUUCUCGCCGCGGUAUUCCUCGCCAGAGGCGACCAUAUAAGAAAGCUCAACAGCCACGCGAUACUGGUCUCUCCUCAGCUCAUGGACCAGCUACUCCAAAUCAACCGCGUUAUCAACCACACAUGAGGGAAAUUGCUGAGAUUGAGCUGGCAAUUCAGGGUGGGACGGAAAAAAUCGAGACCUUGGGUGAACAAGGAAAGGUAGAUGAAUCGAUGCGCGAGAUGGCCGCUAUAGAGGCUCUCAAGAGCGAGAAGGCGGAUAAGGAGCGUGAAUUGCAACAAUUAACCGAUACGUCUGGCGCAUCUGGGCACCAAAAAUUGCGGGUUUGUGACGUAUGUGGUGCAUACCUGUCCGUUCUGGAUUCAGAUCGUCGUCUCGCAGAUCACUUCGGUGGCAAGAUGCAUUUAGGAUAUCACGAGCUGCGCAAAAUGUUGAUCAAGUUCAAGGAAGAGCGAGAGAAGCGCAAAAUGGCUCCUCCUGCAACCAUUCCCUCCACAGGGUCCGCGACCAAUGGUGGUGUCCCGCCGGCUGCCGGUGGGGUGCCUCCUCGCGACUUCCGAUCGACACGAGAUGAUUACCGCGACCGCGAGCGUGAUAGAGGAUAUGAUAGACAUCCGUCUCGCUAUGAAUCCGUAUUUCUUGUAAUCGGGUAUCUAUGGAUUCUUGCCAUCCCUGCACCCCAAUUUGGUCAGAGGACGUACAUUGACGAGAAUGCCCUGCAGCCUGGGCAGGUAAACACCUUCUGGGACUGGGAGGAUGUCCAUCGUGCCGAUCAGUAUCUUUCUACAUUAGACUACCUGUGUAGUCGUGAAGCCACAAGUGACGAGAUAUCUGAAUAUUUGAUUUCCGAAUUCGAGAAAAUUGGACUACCUGCAUCAAAGCAACGUUUCUCCUUUACAACAACCUUUGGGAGUUUGAAUGGCACGAAUUCAUAUGCUAUUCUGUCUUCUCCUCGCGCCUCGGGUUCAGAGGCUAUGAUCAUUAGUGCUUCAUGGUUGAGCAGGAUUGGUGAAGGAGAUGGAACACGCAAUCUUCGUGGUAUUUCUACCGUAAUGGCAUUAGCUGCUUUUCUGAAAAAUCAUUCGCUGUGGGCAAAGGAUCUGAUAUUUGUCAUCAGCGAUGGCUACUUGGAAGGCAUGCAGGCUUGGACCGCAGCAUAUCAUGGUAAUCGUCAAUCGAAUCUCUGGACAGAACCGUUGGAUUUAUACUCAGGUGUCAUUUGGACGGCGUUGAGUAUUGACUACCCGGGGCACUCGUUUUCGCAUCUUGGCGUAUUUUAUGAAGGUCUCAAUGGUCGUCUACCAAAUCAGGACCUCAUCAAUUCGUUCCAACUGAUCUCGAAGUACACUGGUGGCGUGCCGGUGGUCGUUCAUGAUCAGCUGGAUCCUCACGAGUUCCCAUCUCGUCGAUACGAGCUGAAUGGUCUUCUAUCCUGGCUUUUCGAUUUUAUCAAGAAUCACAAACAUCUCAGCGAAUACGUUUACCGAGCCAGAAAUGUUCUGCGACAUGUUGGAUAUCAGGCUCGAGGUAGAGCAAGCGGUACACAUGGAUUGAUGCAUCAGUAUCGGAUUGACGCAAUCACCGUUUUCGCUGUUCCAGCCCCAGGUCCCCAUGGGUUCCAUGCUAUAGGGCGCAUCAUCGAGUCAACGUUGAGAACGACAAAUAACUUGCUGGAACGUCUUCACGCGUCUUUCUUCUUCUACUUACUAGUCGGCAGUGCGACUUUCCUCAAGAUUGGUGCAUACUUACCCAGCGCUAUCAGUAUCAGUACCGCGAUGUUGAUUGCGGGAUUGAGGGAAUGGGUCAAUAGUGGCUGGCUACUGACUUCAUCAGUCCUUGAGCACAAACCAGACAAAUUGCAUAUUAGCCUUAACGCCACUCAUGAUGGAAGACAGUGGAUCCGGAGAGAGAGACUGGUGCUCCCGGUUGUUGCUAUAAUGGUUACAUCUCAUUUGUUCGGCGCUAUGCUGUUCUUUUUGGUUACAAGAUUAUGGUUUAUUGCUAGUCCAGCAGUAUCCAGAUGGCUUCUGUUUGCGGUCGUCUGUGCACUUCCUGUCCGCCCUAUCAGAUGCCUUCUAACAGCACCGGACCUCCCCCAUAUGUUGAAAUUCUUCAAUCUGUGUCUGGCAUCAGCAGUUAUCUCCGUAAUCUCACUGCUCAACUUCUCUCUUGCCGCGGUCCUCGCCGUCAUAUUAGGACUACCGCUUUGUCUAUCAUCUCCCAGCACAAAUAUCAAGACUGGCCUUCUAAAGUUCGCUGUAUAUAUCCUCCUGGGAUUCGGAUGGCUCAUCAGAGAUCAGACAGAACUACACAAUGCUGUAGUGGAUUGGGAAGUCCUCGAAGUAUGGUUUGCCCCGUUCUUUUGCAUAGUUUAUGCGCCUUUGUUAUUUCAGGCAGCGAUCGUCUGCCUGCUACCCCUUAGCAAUUCAGUGUGA